AUGGAUGUACAUCAAAUUUUAAAAAUGGAGGUCAACAUUGUCUCAAGAGAAAUGAUUAAACCAUCUUCCUCAACUCAUAAUCUCAAGCCCUACAAUCUCUGCCUUCUAGACCAGCUCAUGCCACCAACUUACGUCCCUAUAGUUCUCUUCUAUCCAGUUAAUAAUAUUCCUGAUCCCAAUUUCGACAUCUCCAAAACCAUAACCCAACUUAAGAAAUCCUUGUCAGAGACACUCAACUUGUAUUACCCUUAUUCAGGAAGAACCAAGCAUAAUCUUUACACUGACGAUUAUUUCUCUGGUGUUCUGUUCUUGGAAGCCAGAGUCAAGUUUCCGAUGUCUGAGUUCUUUGAGAGAAGCAAAGUUGAUGACUUGUGCUACAACCAGCUUCUCCCUUUCCGGCCCUUAUGCCGGGAAAACACGUUCGAUGUUAUCCCUAUCGCUUUUCAAGUGAACACAUUCUCUUGCGGUGGAAUUGCACUCGGUAUUUCCCUAUGCCACAACAAUUCUGACGCUACAAUGCUAAGCAAUUUCCUCAAAUCUUGGGCUGCUUUCUCUAAUGGUGACCUUGAGAAAGUAAUAAACCCUAAUCUUUGUGAUGCGGCUAUUCUCUUUCCCCAGAAAACAGACAACUUUCUCGAAAAAUACACGUCUAUGAUGGAUCGGUUAUGGUUCAACGAAGGAGAUUUCACUACAAGGAAAUUCGUCUUUCGUACAGAAGCCAUAGAAACUCUAAAGGAAAGAGCGAAAACCGAGCGAGUGCCAACCCCGUCACGCAACUUCGUGGUGUCCUGUUUCAUUUGGAAGCACGCGACGGAGGCUUCUUGGGCGGUCUCGGGAUCACCGAGGCCGUCGCUGGCUAGCCAUGCAGUCAACAUUCGGCCGCGAAUGAAGGAAAGCUCGCUUGAUGGUGCCACCGGAAACCUCUUCUGGUGGGCAAUGGCGGUAUUUGACCCUAACGAUGGAAAUGUUGAGAGUGCUAGUUCUACGGACGUGGAGUUGAGUGAACUGGUUGAUAAGCUGAAGGAAGCCAUGGAUGGUUUCGAGGAAGAUUUUAUUUGUGAAGUGACGAAAGGCAAUAAAGAGGGAUCUUGUGAGGUUUUGAGCCAGCUGGAGCUUAUGUCUUCGACGGAGGUAGAAAAGCCUGAUGUUUUUGCUUUCUCGAACUGGAAAGGUUUCUUUAAUGAGGUUGAUUUUGGGUUUGGGAAGCCAUACUCGAUUGGAAGCGUGGGAAAAGUUGGCUCUGCGUGUAGGAAUACGGUGAUAAUGGUUGAUGCAGAUCGAUGGGGUAAAGGAUCGGUUGAAGCUGUCAUUACAUUGGAAGACAAGAGAAUGGCUUUUCUGGAAUGUGAUUCCAGUUUUUUAGCUUUUGCUUCUCCGAUUUAAUAAUAAAUAAAUUUAUGUAGUUAUUAAUAAGAUCUGCCCUUGGCAUGUACGUUUCAUAAAAUUAAAAAAUUUCCAGUCUCUC
Messenger RNA from Humulus lupulus (European hop), 1465 nucleotides. Its product is annotated as stemmadenine O-acetyltransferase-like. The transcript has 2 exons. Bases 1 to 1383 code for a protein of 460 amino acids. NCBI's taxonomy places the organism in Eukaryota, Viridiplantae, Streptophyta, Magnoliopsida, Rosales, Cannabaceae. The record is from RefSeq and is a predicted model, not a curated record.